This is a messenger RNA of Cyprinodon variegatus (sheepshead minnow), 1187 nucleotides long. RefSeq names its product ATP synthase mitochondrial F1 complex assembly factor 1 (gene atpaf1). The transcript is spliced from 9 exons. The record is from RefSeq and is a predicted model, not a curated record. Gene Ontology annotation, cellular component: mitochondrion. Lineage: Eukaryota; Metazoa; Chordata; Actinopteri; Cyprinodontiformes; Cyprinodontidae. Gene Ontology annotation, biological process: mitochondrial proton-transporting ATP synthase complex assembly. Bases 1 to 936 code for a protein of 311 amino acids.
AUGUUGCUCGCCGGCGAUGGAAAAAUGUCAGCGGCGUUGUUCCAGAUGUCCUGUCUUUAUCGGGGCAUGCUAGCGGUCAGAGCUGUGGGAACCAGGACGCUGAUCCCCGGCUUGGUCCUACAACAGUUUCGGGCCUUCUCCGUCCACAAGGAACCGGACCUGGAGGAGAAUCCGUUUUACAACAAGUACCAGGACAAGAUCAAGAAGCUCCGCAGCGAGAAACCACAGGAGUACAAGCAGCGGCUGGAGAAGCGGCAUGAAACGAAGAAGGAUGCCGUCGGACACUCGAAGCAAGCGGAGUUUAUCCGGGUCAUGGAGCAGGAGUUUGAGAGUAGAGAUAAGAAGGCUGCAGGUGAUGGAGCAUCUGGAGCUUUUACAAAGAACAAGACUUUAGGUUCCAUCCUGAAUCUGGAGAUGAUCAAGGACAAGACAGGCGAGGAGAUUGCACAGCUAUGGAUGCAGUACUAUUCAACCAAAGACACGAUCAGCGCUGCCAUCCCGUCUCAGAUCUAUGAGGUGAUUUUCAGCAGAUCCAAGACCUGCCCCAUGUUCGUUUACGCUCUGCCUCAGAAGGAGGGAUACGAGUUCUUUGUGGGUCAGUGGUCUGGACACGAGCUGCACUUCACCUCACUUAUAAACAUCCAGACGCUCGGUGAGAACUCCCCCAGUCAGCUGAUCCUCUACCACUACCCUGACCUGAAGCAGGAGAAAGGCAUCGUUCUCAUGACGGCAGAGAUGGAUCCCAAGUUCAUCACUGUCCACCAGGCUCAGUGUUUAGCCAAUCAGCUUCAGCUGUUCUACGGACCUCAGAGGCAGGACACGUACCAAUUGGUGGAGACCUUGAACCACAACCCUAAGGACUUUAAACACACACAUGUGAUAGCAGUGCUGGAGCAGAGCGGGCUGGGGUCUACAGGAGUCCCUGGGAGCUCUUAAGGAUGAACUGAAAAUGACUAAACUUUCUCAGACUGAGGUUUCCUUUUUCCUGGGUACUUCUGAGGUUAAUAAAAGAAGCAGUCAUUAAAAGAUGUAGGGAAUAAUGUGGAGGAAGCAAUCCAAGCACAUUUCCCUCUGUGUUUCUGACUGGGCCCUAGAGACUUUGAUACCAAAGCCAGUAAUGAAAUUCUUCAUUUGAUGUUAAAUGAGAAAAGGUAAGCUCUUAACAGUCUGGAUAUUCUUAUUAGAUU